AUGGGCCCCCUCCCCCUUCCCGCACCCCACCAACCCGUCCCUCGUCUUCCGAACCGCCGAGCACUACAUGAUGUACCGCAAGGCGCCCUCUUCGACCCGUCCCAGCAGGCCGCCAUCCUCACCGCGACGCACCCGCGCCAGGUCAAGGCUCUCGGGCGCAAGGUCAAGAACUUUGACGCCGCGACGUGGGAGGACCGGCGCGAGGCCAUCGUGACGGAGGGCACGAGGCUCAAGUUUACGACGGGCGCUGGGGCCGCGGAGCGGAGACGCCGGCUGCUGGCCACGGGCACGGGGGAGCUGGUCGAGGCGAGCCCCUUUGACCCCAUCUGGGGCGUCGGGUUUGCGCCGCACGUUGCGCCGACGGUCGACCGGGAGGCGUGGGGGCUUAAUCUGCUGGGCAAGGCGUUGAUGGUCGUGAGGGACGAGUUGAGGACGGCGGAGGGUCGGGCGGGCUGA
Verticillium alfalfae VaMs.102 is the source of this 456-nucleotide messenger RNA. RefSeq lists its product as hypothetical. Bases 1 to 456 code for a protein of 151 amino acids. The transcript has a single exon. The record is from RefSeq and is a predicted model, not a curated record. NCBI's taxonomy places the organism in Eukaryota, Fungi, Ascomycota, Sordariomycetes, Glomerellales, Plectosphaerellaceae.